Amphimedon queenslandica is the source of this 1278-nucleotide messenger RNA. RefSeq names its product zinc phosphodiesterase ELAC protein 1-like. The record is from RefSeq and is a predicted model, not a curated record. The transcript is spliced from 10 exons. Gene Ontology annotation, molecular function: 3'-tRNA processing endoribonuclease activity. NCBI's taxonomy places the organism in Eukaryota, Metazoa, Porifera, Demospongiae, Haplosclerida, Niphatidae. Gene Ontology annotation, cellular component: nucleus. The coding region runs from base 255 to 1199 and encodes 314 amino acids.
UAGUGUUAAUGUUGAUGAAAGCCGAUGAGAGCAGGGAUUCUGAAAUUAUCAAUGGCUAUUGAGCUAAUAUUUCUUGGUACAGGAUCUGCAUAUCCUUCACCAGUACGUGGAGCCUCCUGUAUUGCAUUAAGAUCUGAUCUAUCUAUGGUUUCACUCACACACCUCCACCCACUAUUCUUAUUUCCUUUCCCUUCAACUCAGAGGUGGGUGGUUGCUGGUUGUUUGAUUGCGGUGAGGGUAGUCAGACCCAGUUAAUGAGAAGUACAGUUCGUCUUGGAAGGAUCACGAAAAUAUUUAUAACUCAUCUUCAUGGAGACCAUUUGUUUGGUCUUCCUGGUCUCUUAUGUACUAUAAAUCAAAAUGCUGACAGAUGUCACAUCCCAGUGGAUAUAUAUGGACCAUAUGGUCUCUGUCAUUAUUUAAGGACGACUCUCUCACUCUCACGCUCUUUUCUUGCCUUCAAAUAUAGAGUACAUGAGCUACUGACUGAUACAAACCCAUCAGACAUUGAUGGAAUUAACUGGAAUCCUCAUUAUGUUCCAGAUAGUGUUCUUCAUCCAAAUGAAAUGCAACCAUGUCAGAUUAGACCAAAUGCCAGUGGAGUGUGGGAAGUCUGUAUAUCUGGGCCAUUAAAAGUGUUAGCAGGUCACCUGAAACACAGAGUAACAACAUUUGGUUAUGUUACCAUUGAGGAUGAUAUACCUGGCAAACUCCAAGUUGAAAGGCUUAAGGAAUUGGGUAUACCCCCUGGCCCCAUAUAUGGUAAAUUAAAGAAAGGUGAAACUGUCAUUACACCAUCUGGCAAUACUAUUACACCAAGUGAUGUCAUUGGGCCAUCAGAAAAAGGAAGGAAAAUCGUUAUACUAGGUGAUACCUGUGAUAGUUACCGCAUAGCUGAAAUAGCAAAAAAUGCUGAUGUACUUGUACAUGAAGCCACUAAUGAAAAUUCACACUUUGAGAAGUGUGUUGAGAAUGGACAUUCAACCCCUAGUAUGGCUGCUGAGUUUGCACUCAGUAUUGGAGCACGGAAACUAAUACUAACUCAUUUUAGUCAAAGAUACAAAGACCUCAAUGAAGAACUCGAAGAAAAUGAAGAAUCAGUUGAAAAAUUGUUGAAAGAAGCUCAGGAAAUUUUUGGAAAUGAAGUUUAUGUUGCGUCUGACUUUAAAACAUUCAAUGUCCCACUCCAUAGAAAUUAAUUUAUCAAUGUUUAGGUUUAUUUAUGAAUAAUCACUUGUCUUCCGAUAAUAGUAAAAAUCUUUUUUACUAGUUUUUUAA